UAUUCCCUUUGUCAAUAUGCUAGGCAGAAUUGUUAGACCUGUUCAAUAAAGCAAGGGCAAAUGGCCUGCAGGAAAUCAGAUUGUUGGAACUAGAUGCAAUACAACCACUGUGAGCGCGCUCGAAUGCAAAUGCACUGUUGGAGCACAACAAAGGAAACCUCGAACACAUUUCACAUAGAACAGUUUCACCUCAAUCUAGAGUGCCUUCACUUGUGAACUUCAGGAAGAAAGAUGAUUUAAUAGCAUAUGCAAAGACACAAACGUUACUUACUUUUUUGCAGGGUUUCACACAGGCUAGAUAGUGAAAGCCCAACCCGGAAACGUAGGAGAAUGUCGCAAGGGUUGAUCGAUUUGGCAGCUUCACCAAGUCCUCCCUUAGUUAGACCGUGGCAAACACCAAACCAAUCGCAACCGUGGUUGCCAAGUUCCAGCUUAAGUAAUUAUAAUAAUCCACGAUUGGGCUCAAUCAUUGACCGUUGCAACACGCAAGCUAGAAUAUCAGAUAGGAGAAGUCCUCAGGCAAGACGACAAAGUCAACGACAAAGGGAAAGACAAUCACGCAAUCUUCACAACAACAAUAGUAACAAUAACGUAUCAAGUGGUCUAGCGCCCUCUAGUGAAAGAACAGCAUUCCAGCCUCCAAUCCCAAACCAAAGGCCCUAUCCUUCGUCAACGUCCCAAACGAUGGUCCAGCCCCAUAUUAUCAUUGAUUUCAAUGACUUAGCUAGAAAUAGACAAGUUCCGAUACCCGUGUCAACAACCACAGUUCCUGUAUCCAUCCCAGUUUCAAUGCCGACAUAUGCAGUUCCUAUUUGCACCGGUCACUCAAUUCCGGGAUGCAACCUCCACCAUGGACCAUACACAACGAUACCCCACUGCAAUACUCCCCACCCACCACCAUUUCCUGUCUGUGGUGUGGGACACUUCCCUCUAUGUAGCGUAACUCAAUUGCCUGGAUGUAAUUCACAUCAUAUGCCUGUCACGCAGCCUGGUGUGCCAUCGUUCUUUACGCAUGAGAUGCUAAUGGCUCAUCCGCACCUCCACCAUCAUGCACCCCCAGUACAGUACAUCCCCGCACCCCCUCACCAGCAUGCUCGGCAACCUGAAGUGGAGCUAAUAUCAGAACGGCCAGCACCAUUUCACCAUGUGCAUUCCUUACAACAUACGCACUCGUUGAAUCAAUCUACCCCUAUGCACAUGCUGCCCGAGAGUAUGAUUCGAAAUCCAGCAGCCGAUGUUUUGCAUAUGCAUCCAAGACUUAGUCGACCAAAUGUACACCCAAGAAGACAGAUCCGAGGUAUGUGGCGUAGCCCACCGGUUCCACCUCAGCCAACGUAUACAAGUGGGCUUCUUCUACACUACAUUGUACCCAAUGCAUCAGUUGCUCCAACAGCAUAUGGAGUUAACUUGGACAAUGAAAAUGCAGAAGUAGAAAACUAUGAGGCUUUGUUAAACCUAGCUGAAAGACUCGGUGAAGCAAAACCAAAAGGUUUAACGAAAUCAGCCAUCGAUCAGUUACCAUCAUAUCGCUACAACCCUGACACACACAAAUCCCAUAAUGACCAAACAUGUUGCGUUGUGUGCAUGUCUGAAUUUGAAACAAGACAGUUGUUGCGAGUUCUUCCGUGCAGCCAUGAAUUUCAUGCCAAAUGCGUCGACAAGUGGCUGAAGACGAACCGCACCUGCCCGAUCUGCCGUGCCGAUGCGUCCGACUUGGGCAACACAACAGAAUGAGUCCAUUGAACGGACACCUGCAGAUGCUUCCUGUCACCUUCGGGGGUGUAGCAUCAACGUCGUGUCCUAUUGCAGCCGUUGGCUUGAUUGUUGUUAUUUUCUCUUUGAGCUGUUCAAAUGGCUGAUCAGCCAAAUCGAGUGUAUUUGCAGAUUAUAGCACAAUAUAUGAUAGGGUUAGCUGUGCUGCUCUUUAUAAGCUUGUGGUGGUCGUGACCAAAUUACCUGAUUAAUUAACUCGUUUAUUGAUUAAUUAGCUUCCAAUCAUGGAACAAUAACAUAUUUUUAUUAUCGAUUUUCAUAUUUUUUUCUAUAUAUGGAUUAUCUAUUCGUAUAUUUUUCUUUGUUCAUAUAGGGAAUGUUUAUUUUUCCAUAUAAGGAAUUUAUUUCCAUAUAUGGAAUAUAUAUAUCCAUAUAUGGCUGUUUGCCAAGUGUUACGUAUUAUUAUAAUAAUAAGCUGCACCUUUAAACUUCACAUGUAUUGUGUAUGUAAUAAUCUCAAGUUUAAAUCACAAAAAUUUAGUGCCUAAGUUUUUUUGUAUUCCAAAAAUGCCUUUGAAUGUAUCUAAUGCCAACUAUCUUACAAUCAGUAUUUAUAGGGGAUUUAUGUUAAUGUUGAUUUUAAUGCUUUUUUUUUUGGUUGUUAUUUGUUUGAAAAAUGUUAAUUAUAUAUGUUUGUGCUAGACCCUUUCACUAUAGAUUUAAUCAGUACUGUAUUAUCAAUAGGGUGUUGUUUUUUGCAAAAAGAAUCGUAAUAUAAUAGCAAUAGAUACGUAAUUUUUAGAAAUAUUUUUGUUAGAUGUUUUCUUUAAAUUUUAUUUUUAAGACUUCCAACAUACUAUGGAGGACUUAACUGUCCAUAAAUAUUGAUCAAAUUUGAUACCAAAAUUAUUAUUUUAUACUACCAUAAUAUCCAUCCAAUUUUUAAUGGAUUUUUUGUAGACUGGUUUAGUGAGUUUUAAUUGAUUUUUUGAAAUUCAUUUAUGCAUGUUGUAUAUUAUUACAAUAGAGGUGUUCUUAUAUGUGGUAAACUAACCAAAGCACAUGAAUAUAAUGAAUUAUCCGGUAUUUAUUGUUGUAGAACUCAGAAGAUAAAAUGAUAAUUAGGUCACACUGCUUGGAAAAAAUUCAAUUCAUUUAUUCUCUGCUCACACUAAAUUCCUUCACCUAGCCAUUCAUUUAUAUUGUCUACCAUGCUUGAUGUAUCCAUUAUCUGGUUGUAAAAGUUACCACAUUGAUCAUUCAAUCAAAGCUGUCUUCCUAAUUUGUAGUAGACCUCACCUCUUAUAAUUUACGUCCACUAGAAUUUAUUUGGUGUUAUAAAUUUAAAAUUUUAUAUUCUUAAUGCAUGCAUAUGGAUACUAGACGUUUAUGGACUGGAUUUUCAUGCAUACAUUCUAUUAAAUAGCUCUUUGAUAGCAUAUAGUUAAUUUGCAUGUUCUUAGGUUUGUGAACACCAAUGUAACAUCUGUUACUUAAUGUGGUUAUGCUACAUAGAGGAUCAGCCACAUUAGUUUUAAUCUUUUCUAUCCAACACUUGUACUCCACCCAUCCCCACCCCACAAAUGUGCACCCAACCAACAUGCAGUUGCUUGAAUCAGAAAUAGUAUGUUGGAAAUCUUAAAAUGUUGGUAACAAUUUUCGAUUAAGUGUGGAUGUCUGCAUUGGAGAUACAUGCUUAGAUUUGUCAGCAGGGCAUUAUUCUUGUUAACAUCAUCAUCUAAAGUUGCGGGCACCAUCUUAAUAAUUAAUGGCAGGGGAUGCUUUUUGUAAAUCAUUAUUUUUUAUAGUUUUAUGAAUAACUUUUAAUUUGAGGUGUUGUGCAGUGUAGCACUUUAAAUGUGAUGCGAUGAUCAUUGCUCUCACAAGCAUUGCUUACAUGAGCAUCGCUUGAAUGAGCAUAGCUUCAAUGAGCAUCUCUUUCAUGAGGAUCGCUUCCGUGAGCAUCGCUCACACUCAGUAUCACUAAUUCAGGGUAAUAAUUUCUAUUAAUGUUUUGAUUUAUUUCUUAAAUUAUUAUUUAACAACUCAAAUUUUACCAAUAAUAAUGGUGGAUUAAUUUGAUUGCUUGGUGAGUUUGUGGACAUAUUUUCCAUAAAAUCUUGUUCAAAUUAAUUGAAAUAGUAGAAAUGAAUUAGCAUAUAUCACAUCUAUGGAAUUUUAUUAACUAGCACAAGAAAAAGUUAAAUAUAUAAAGUAUAUGCAUGGAAUUUUGAAAAGGAAUAUGACUGUGUAUUGUAAUAUGUUCACUAUUCAAGUAGCUGUAACCAGGCUUUAAAAGUAACAAGCACAGAUUUAGAAUGCACUUUUUAGGGCAAGUUAUUCCAUAUGCCAUAUGUGUUUAUAUGGCAUAUGUGUCCAUGUGCAUUGUGCAGAAAAUAAUUCUUGCUGCUUGUAAAGAAAUAUGUUAACAAUUAUGUAUCUGGUUUAUGAAAGAAAAAAGCAAUUAACUAAUAUUUUAAAUAUUAAAACAUGCUUUGAAGUAAUAGAGAUUAAUUAGGUUACUUGGGCAGGUUCGAUCAAAUAUACUUCUAUUUUUAACUAACAUUUAGCCCAAAUCACAUUCAAGCCUAUUCACAUUUUGUUUUGCAUGUGUUUAGAGUUUUAUGAUAUGACAGUAUUUAUAAAUUUUUUUAACAAUUUUACUUAGUAAUUUGCAAUAUGUAUCUAUAGGUGUAGAUGAAUCUGACUGAGAUGGAUAAAAUUGCUGUGUACUCUCCAACUCAAUAUGCACUCUUUACAUAAGGGAAUGAAAAGAUAACAAAAGUAACACACAUAUUUAGAAUGAUAUCUGUUACAUGUAUUGUAGUUUUUUAUAUUUCUUUAUCACAGGAGAACAAUUAGUAAACAAAAAUUGCGAUAAAAUAUUUGGAACAAGUUUGUGAAAUUUGGAUUAAUAAAUCAAUUUUGAUUAAAGCACCCUAUUGAUGAAUUUCCAAUCACAAGUAAUAUUGUCAUUAAAAUAAUUUAAUUGCUCAAAUUUUACAAAGAUGUUCCAAUGAAAAAAAAGACAAUAGAAGUGUUUAUUUUGCUGCUAGUAUCUACGUAGCUACCUCAUUACUAACAAAUUAGUGUGAUUAAUUACAAGUCGUCGUUAAGAUUGGUUUGAUUGGAGGAAUACUAAAAUGUAUGUGUUGGUAAAAUUACUACUAAUAUUGUGCUAUAACUGUUUUGCUUAUAUCUGUUCACUACGAUCAUCAAUAUAUACAUACCAGGGAUAUUAAUGGUAUACUUUAAUUAGUUUAGCUGAUCAGAAAAUGUGCCUUUUAAAUAACUAAAUGGAAUCAAUUAAUUAAUGGAUGUGUUUGUCUUAUUAAUUUAUCCAUUGCAUAUAAUUAAUAUUGUGUUUUUAUGUCAUAGUAAACUUAGAAGAAUUUAUAAAACCUUGUAUAAACAAAAUUAACAUAUAAUUCACAGGAUAAAAUAGACUAAAAAAUAUAAUGUAAUUUUAAUGCAACUUAGACGAGUCAAAUUAAUGUACCACUGACAUACACUAUGCUACAUGUAUCACAUCAUUGUUUUAGCUUAUUUCAAUUUAUACAAUUAAUGAUUACUUAUUGAAACUUGCUUUUGUCACACAUAAUGAUUGAACACUAAUUAAUACCAACUUAAUUGGCAUAGAUUUAUGUAUUAGGGUUUACAUUUAUUUAAAUUAUAUUUUAUUAUCUCAAAAUGCCUUUGUUAUUAUUUUAAACUUUCAAAGAUAAUACUUGUCUAUUCCAUAACCCAUACUGUCCUAUUUUUUAUCCAUGUUAAGUAAAGUGUUGUGUUUUAAAUGGCUUUGUUUCUCAUAUCAGGUUUCUCCAUGGUGUUUUAAUAAAUAAAGACGUAUAAAAUUCAGUAAUAAGCUUAGAUACGGUUUCCAGAUGAGGAUUUCUACUUAAUACUAACCAAGAAGUGUAGUCUUGCUAUUCAAUAUGCAAAACAUAGGGGUUUGUAGUUUGUGGUCCAGUUGAUACAUAGUGUUGUACGUUCGCAUUACAUGAAUGAUCUCUGAAGGUUCUGAUAUUGUGUGGUUUGGUCUUCUAUGGGCUAAAAUAGCGGUAGACGUUGGUUAAUAUCUAGACGUAGACAAACAAGCUUAAUGUGAUCAGCUAGGCAAGUAAAGAAAGGCAGUAUGCCAGCCAAAAAAUAAGUCUUGCAUAUAUAUUUAUGCCUAAGCAUGUUCUCAUACAAUAGUCGUAAAUUGUUCAAAAUAAUUGUGAAUUACAAACACAACUUUGUUGUCGUGAGGGAGACAUUGUGUUCCUGUGGAUGUUCAGAAGAAGACCUUGCACUCACAUUUGUUUUGGUAACGUCACUAAGGAUUUAUGGUUUUUGUAGAGAGCAAUAUGAGCUUAUAAAUUAACUGGCUAUCUAAACACAAGCAUUGUAAAUCAAUGGCAUAUAGAUCUUUGUCACUUUCCUCACAUUAUACUUAUGUACUACCAAAUAUGAAAUAGUCAUCACAGAAUUUUCUUGAACAUUUCAUAAUUGACAAACAUUGUGAUUCACAUAAACAAAAUGAUUGUAGUUGCCUGUGUAAAACUGAAAUGGCUAAAAAGCUCUAUUCACAUCAAAAUUAAUUAGAGGUUUGUUUAGGUCAUUUGCAAAUGUUUAUUAUGGUGGUGGUACCUAGUUUUAAUGUAACUUUAAUGCGGUUGUUCUUUGAUGGCGAACAGUAAAUGUGAAUUUGAAGUUUUCACACUUUCCUGUAGUCGCUUUACAACUACAGUAGUUGUUCUUUUGGUUGCCUACAAUAAUCAUAUACCAUAGACCCAGGUUGACCUGUAAACCUGGUUGACUUGUCUGUGAUCCUUUGAAAUUUUGAAGGUUUUCGUGUUGUUUGGUGUUUGCUGGGCUUGUUUCUUGAAUUGCAUUUGAAUGCUGCCUAUCUAAGCAGUUAAAGAAAAGCAAAAAUACUGUAAUUUAAAUAUUGUUACAACAGUUUGGAAGAAAUUGGUGUUUUUGUUUGUGGCUCUACAUUUUAUGAGUUUUCUUGCCAACACACUGAAAGAGGGAUUAGCAGCUCUAGAACAUCCUCAUUUAUCAGGCUACCCUUAAUUUGCAACAAUUAGGCUCACUAUAAUAAGUAUGUUAUACUUAGAUAGAAGCACUAGGCUGCCCUCACGUUUGUCCCCUGAUAGGUAUUAACUGAUAUUAUAACUCCACAGUUGGUCAUCACUUCUUUAAACAAUUCUUUUUGGUAUAGGGACAUCAAAGGGAUUUAUUAGCAAUAAUGUCAUGAUUGAGAAACAUUUGGGAACUGUUUUUUUUUUUUACUAUUUGCUAUUUUAGCAUUGUCUAUAAGUUGUUGAAAUAUUGCAUUCCACUUUGUAAAUCUAAUCUAUUCAGUUUCUUGAUAUUGUGUAUUCAAUGUUAGAUAAAUUAAUACAUUCAAAUUUUUGUUUAAGAUGAGUUGAUCUUUUUUAGAUUUUCAAAUCUUUUUAUCUUGCAUUUGACUUUAUCUUUUGUGUAAUUUCUCCUUUGCUAUUCACUUUCAGUUUUGGUUUCUUAUUGCUUAUUUUGGAAAGUAGCGUGUUUGUAUUCUAGUUGCGAUCAGUUAUAUCGAUAUGUUAUUCAACUACAGUAUUGACAUUGAGUUCCCAAAUGCUUUAUUGACCAAUUUGAUAGCCAUUAGGAAUUUUGAUCAAACCCAAGCUGAUUGGCUUGCGAGAUCCACUCAUGUGCUUGUGAGUGCUUGCAAGAAACUCAUUAGAAAAGCCCCAGUAUCCUUUACAUGCAAAAUAGUGUUUUUCCAAACUUGCCCAUUUCUCAGGAAUAAAUUUUUAAGGGGUAUUUUCAUGAGUAAAAUUGUGUAUGUUGGGAUUUUUUUGUUAUUGGGAUGUUUGUUUAAUUUAUUUUAUUUUUCUUGUGUCAUUGAAAUUUGCUUGUUAUUCUUAAUGUGUAUGUAAUGCAAAGGCCUUUGCAGAGAGCUAAGUCAUAUGUAUACUUGUUAUCUCGCCAUGCUGCUUAUGUCUUAUGUAUGUUAACAAAAAUCCAAAGAAAUGUUAUUGCACCAAAUUUAAUAUUGUUUGUGUCUAGGUUGUUAGGGGACUAGAUAUCGUAUACAUCUUAGUUGCGGGUGAUGGACCAAGUUCUUGAUAGCUUAUUAAUCAGAAUGAUAUUGAUUUUUUUUAUGCUUGUGGUAUUUUGCUAUAGCAUUAGAAUUUGGACAAUCACAUAUCCAGAGUUUUUGGGGCAUGUAUGAUAAGAAUGGAAAAAAAAAACAAAUAUUGUAAGCUUCUUUUCAAUUAUCUGUAGUUUAAAAUGGACAAUAUGGAGUGUGUAUCACUUGUAAUGGCAUUGUAGACUUAAACAAAAAAAAAAUAACAUGUACCUUAUUAAUUACAUGGUAUGUUUAAUUUAAUUUAUAUUUACUUACGGCUCAAGCCCUAUAGAAAUAUUAGAGGUUUUUAAUGGUAUUUCAUUCAGACCUAACAAAUACAAUUGUCGUAACUAAAAUUUACAGAAUAUACUGCAAAAUAUAAUUAUUUUGCUGUGUCGAAUUAAUCCAAUAUUACAUUACUAAUACUCUACAAAAUUCCCAGCUUGGAAAUACAUUUUAAAAUUCUGUUGCACUGAAAUUACAUAUCUUUUUUAUUUAAUUUGCAAUUUCUUUUUUAACUUUUUUGUUGGUUAUUUUUUCUUGAAUUAUGCAAAUGAGGUGGUAGGAAAUGUAUCUACCACUUUUGUGUUUGAUGUGUUUUGUUUUAAUAUGCAACACAACUUAAAAAAUCCUGCCCAUCAAUUGUAAAACAUUGGGUACAAAUAUAAUAUUAUUCUGCCAACCAUACCUUGUAACUGUACAAUGGAAUCUGUAUUCCUACACAUUUAUAAUUAGUGUCAAGCAUUUGUGUUUCAUGCAAACACUUGGUUUUAAAUGAAAUUUGCUAAGGGUUUUAUUUUUUACAAUUUUCUUAGCGUUAAGCAAUGGGUUUUUUAUUCAAACCCGCUAUGAUAUACCUUGAUUGAGUUUCGUAUAUUAAUUUUGCCUAGUUUUUCAUUCUAUAAAUGAUUAAAAACCAUUAUAGAAUGAUUGUAAGCUUUGAUUAUUAGAAAUGUUAUGGUGCUUUUCAGAUGUAAUGUGGGUGCAGAUUCAAUAAUCCAUGUUGCUAUUUUAUUUUAACAUUUUAAUUUCGUUUUUUUAAUUGUUUGCUUUUAACUGUUGAUCAGGUUUGUUAAUAAAUACUACUAGAGCAACCGAUAACUUAAGUGAUAUCAUCAAAGAUUGCCCUCCUUGCUUGGCCAUUUUUCAAUUUAAUUCCGCUGUUAUUUUCUUCCUGAUUUCAAUCAAUGUUUGCUUCCAUUUUUAACAGCUACAUGUUUUACAUAAUAAUAAUGAUAAUUAUAUUAUUAUGAUCUUAAAAGAAAUUGUUCACCCUCAGUAAGGGAGAAAUAAUACACAAUCAUGCAAAAAAAAUUGAAAAAGAUUCUCAUAUUGUUAAACUACAGGUCUGUUCAUCUCCAUUUUGUCAUGGGAUGUUAGCUUUAGAUUGUUGUGUAAAAAUGACCGUGAAUCAAUAAGUAUUUGCCAUAUCUUCCAGCUUGUAAAUUUGGGAAUUGAUGUUACUUUUUUUUUUUGGCUUCUAGAUUUAAAGGGCGCCCUCUGUAGACAUUAACAAUCGUAAUUUUUUCACGAGUUGUGUGGAUUUUUAAUGAGAAUCGACACAACUCUUACGGUAUAUGUUUAUUCAGUUUAUGAUCGUGCUUAUCAUUACUAUUACUACUACUACUACUACUAUUAUCAUUAUGAUAUUGUUUUUAUUAAAAAUAAUAUGGAUGUUACGGAAGAGGUGAUGACUGUAAACGUAGAUUUUAAGUAUCCAAGAGUUGGUGUGUGCGUGUGCUUAUGGCGGUUUUUGUACUAUGGUCGUAAUCUAACAGCCCAGAAAGCAGAAUUAUAACACUGCAAAAAAAAGCA
This is a messenger RNA of Anneissia japonica, 9634 nucleotides long. Its product is annotated as RING finger protein 44-like. The transcript is spliced from 9 exons. NCBI's taxonomy places the organism in Eukaryota, Metazoa, Echinodermata, Crinoidea, Comatulida, Comatulidae. The record is from RefSeq and is a predicted model, not a curated record. Bases 247 to 1734 code for a protein of 495 amino acids.